AUGAUUGUGUUCGCUGUUCUCAGUCCACUCCUAGCCGAUCCAUUUUCCGGCACCUACGGCGGGUCUUCGCCGGCCGAGGGGAUAAAAACAGGGGAUCCCAACAACCAAACGGCUCCUGAACUCAUAUUCUCAUCUACACAGAGCUACUGCUAUUUCACCAGCUGCAGAAGGGUUUACCACGUGCAAAAUCCAGCCGUGAUAUCUCAGUUUCCUGCUGAAAUCGAAUGCCAUGGCCGCGGUUUCAUGAUAGCGUUUUGUCCGAACAACAGCGAAGUGCAUAUCUAUCAGCUUUUGGGAGGGAAGUGGGAGAAGAUCCAUGUUCUUCAAAACCAUGAUCAAAUUGUUUCUGGACUACAUUGGGGUGUAAGUUUUAACAGAAUAGUUACUGUUGCUCAUGAUCGGAAUUCUUACGUGUGGUCAAAAGAAGCAUCAGAAUGGGUGCCAACCCUUGUUAUCCUUAGGCUGAAUCGUGCGGCACUAUGUGUUCAAUGGAGUCCCAAAGAAAACAAGUUUGCUGCUGGAAGUGGGGCUAAAACUGUCUGUAUAUGCUACUAUGAGCAAGAGAAUAAUUGGAACUCCACAGGUUCUUCUUCUUCUGAUUCAAAGUUUGAAGAGGUUCUGUUCGUUUCUGAAAGAAUGCUCAUUGGCGUGGGAUUUGAUUGCAAUCCAAUGGUAUUUGCAGCAGAUGAAAGGGGAUUAUGGAGCUUCUUGAGGUUUCUCGACGAAACAAAACCAACUCCAGGAGCUAAAUAUGAUUCACAGCGUUCUGGAACAUUUGGCAAAUUUUCCAGUCAAUCAAAAAACGGAAGCAGUGAUGAGAAUAGUGAAACUUCAAGAAGACAUGACAAAUGUAUUACUUCUAUCGUGGCCCUCAAGGAUGCAGGCGAUACUACAAUCACCAGCUUCAGCACUUCAGGGUUCGAUGGCAAGGUAAUCAUAUGGGAUUUACAAAGGGAACAAGAUCUACUCGAGUACUUGUGA
Striga hermonthica is the source of this 981-nucleotide messenger RNA. The record is from the annotation of a GenBank genome assembly. Lineage: Eukaryota; Viridiplantae; Streptophyta; Magnoliopsida; Lamiales; Orobanchaceae.